Molecule: messenger RNA, 180 nt
Organism: Coprinopsis cinerea okayama7#130
Lineage: Eukaryota; Fungi; Basidiomycota; Agaricomycetes; Agaricales; Psathyrellaceae
Exons: 3
Coding region: 1-180 (59 amino acids)
Source: RefSeq, a predicted model, not a curated record
AUGGGUGACAAACAUUGCUUUAUAAUCCCCGUCAAUUCCCGAGGUCCAUUCGAGCCUCGUCAGCAACGAUACCUCGGUCCCACCUUUGAAGUGGCUGAUCAGACCACAGGAAUCGUCGCACAACCAGCGUACUUGCGUAUUGGUGAACCACUGGUCCUCAGUAGAGCGGCAAGAACAUGA